AAAACAUAAAAUAAAAAGACUUGACCUUUACUUCAAAGCCGUCGCUUUUGAGACUUGAGCCUGCUAUUUCUGCUUCAGUUUCAGCAAAAGCUCUUGUAUUUUCGCUCUCUUCAUUCUUCAGGAUUCAUACACAGGCCCAAUGUCACUCACCCAACAUCUCUCCACCUCUAUCUCAUUUUCUUCCUCUUCUUUUUUAUCUUCUUCAGGCUUUACCUUUAGGAACCGGGAUGUGUCGCUUCCCUCGGAAAAUUUUGGGAUUUGUAGGUGUGUAGCAACCCCUCAGGAAGAGAAGACUACCUACAAGACAAAGGUUUCUCGCAACGCAAACAUGGCCAAGCUUCAAGCUGGGUACCUGUUUCCAGAGAUCGCUCGGAAGAGGAAUGCCCACUUGCAGAAAUACCCUGAUUCAAAAGUGAUAAGCCUUGGAAUUGGUGAUACCACUGAGCCCAUUCCAGAAGUCAUAACUUCUGCAAUGGCAAAGAGAUCACAAGCAUUGUCCACCCUAGAGGGUUACAGUGGUUAUGGAGCUGAACAAGGUGAAAAACCAUUGAGAGCUGCAAUUGCUUCGACAUUUUAUGGAGACCUUGGUAUUGAAGAAGAUGAUAUAUUUGUCUCUGAUGGUGCGAAAUGUGACAUAUCCCGCCUUCAGGUUCUUUUUGGGUCUGAAGUCACUAUUGCAGUGCAAGAUCCAUCAUACCCGGCUUAUGUGGACUCAAGUGUCAUCAUAGGCCAGACAGGAUUUUAUGAGAAGGAUGCAGAGAAAUAUGGAAAGAUUGAAUACAUGAGGUGUAAUCCUGAGAAUGGCUUCUUUCCUGAUUUACCUAAGGUCUCCAGAGCAGAUAUCAUAUUGUUUUGUUCACCAAACAAUCCUACUGGUUCUGCUGCAACAAGAGAGCAGCUGACACGACUAGUACAGUUUGCCAAGGAAAAAGGGUCAAUCAUUGUCUAUGAUUCAGCAUAUGCAAUGUAUAUAACUGAUGAUAAGCCAAGAUCCAUAUUUGAAAUUCCUGGAGCCAAAGAGGUUGCACUUGAGACGGCAUCAUUUAGCAAGUAUGCUGGGUUUACUGGAGUCCGUCUAGGUUGGACUGUGAUUCCGAAAGAGCUUCUCUUUUCAGAUGGCUUUCCCGUUGCCAAGGACUUCAACCGAAUUGUUUGUACCUGCUUUAAUGGUGCAUCCAAUGUUGUCCAAGCUGGUGGUCUGGCUUGCCUUUCACCAGAAGGCCGUAGCGCAAUGCAAAAGGUGGUUGGAUUUUACAAAGAAAAUGCUGAUAUUAUAAUGGAUACAUUUAAUUCACUUGGUUUCAACGUGUAUGGGGGGAGGAAUGCACCAUAUGUGUGGGUUCACUUCCCUGGACUUAGUUCAUGGGAUGUAUUUAGUGAGAUCCUUGAGAAGACUCAUGUUGUUACCACACCUGGUAGUGGAUUUGGACCUGGUGGUGAAGGUUUUAUCAGGGUUAGUGCUUUUGGUCAUAGGGACAAUGUUUUAGAGGCCUGCAGAAGGUUCAAGCAGCUGUACAAGUGAACCAGCAGAUUACUUUUCUAUCUGUAUUUCCUUUUUGGCCUGACGAUCAAUUUAGCUGCCUUUACUCUGUACGUUGAAGAAGAAAACUGAAAACAUGGUAGCAUUUGGUCCAAUAAGAUCUUAGCAGGAACUAGGAACUCUUCUUUCAAUGUAGUCUAUUUGUCAAUUCUUAAGGAAAAACUUUUUGGUACAGAAGGUGGAAUUAAAAGGAUUAUGAGGUGUUCCAUUCCAAAA
Hevea brasiliensis (rubber tree) is the source of this 1756-nucleotide messenger RNA. Its product is annotated as LL-diaminopimelate aminotransferase, chloroplastic. The transcript is spliced from 10 exons. NCBI's taxonomy places the organism in Eukaryota, Viridiplantae, Streptophyta, Magnoliopsida, Malpighiales, Euphorbiaceae. Gene Ontology annotation, molecular function: L,L-diaminopimelate:2-oxoglutarate transaminase activity; pyridoxal phosphate binding. The record is from RefSeq and is a predicted model, not a curated record. Gene Ontology annotation, cellular component: chloroplast. The coding region runs from base 140 to 1522 and encodes 460 amino acids.